Seriola dumerili (greater amberjack) is the source of this 1482-nucleotide messenger RNA. RefSeq names its product chromosome unknown C1orf228 homolog (gene armh1). The record is from RefSeq and is a predicted model, not a curated record. The transcript has 12 exons. The coding region runs from base 178 to 1452 and encodes 424 amino acids. NCBI's taxonomy places the organism in Eukaryota, Metazoa, Chordata, Actinopteri, Carangiformes, Carangidae.
UGGACGGUGCAUCAUAGCUGCCAAACAGUGUGGGAGAUUGUACAACGUUGCUUAGCAACCCUGUAAACCGAGUGAAGGAGGAAGAUGAGGAGUAAAUAAAGCAAGCGACAAAUGAAUAUAAAUAUUUGACAAGGCGAUUCAGUUCGCCAGAAUUAAAGCAGGAGUAGGACAACAACAAUGUCAACACCGCAGGAACAAGCGAAUCUCGGCAAAGUACUCAGCUUUCUCCGUGAAUGGGACCGUGGUGACACGACAGUCCGCAGCCGCAUGUUGAACACCUUUCUGAGUCAAAACGCAGGGAAGAGCUUUUAUGAGCUUGAGUGUGAGUUUGCUCAGGUGUCCAGUCUCUUUCUGGCUCGACUCACCACCUGGACGAGACUCACAUACAUGUUUGGGACAUUCUUGGGACUCCAGUUAAAGGCAAUCAGGAUUUUCCUGUCUGCAUCAGGCCAUGAUCAGUACCUGAUGGAGUUUCUGGAGGAUGGAGGUGUUCUCACCCUCCUGGACAUCUUGAGCCACACUCAGAGCAAAGAGGAGGACAAGGCAGAGGCCCUCCAUCUUCUGCUCACAGUCUCCAAUGCUGGUCACAAGUACAAAGAGAUUAUCUGUGAAAGCCAUGGUGUCAAAGUUAUAGCAGAGCGCCUGGUUGAGUCAAAUACAGAGGAAACCCAAAAGACAGCUUGGGCCCUGCUGGAGUCCUUGUCCCAAGGGAAUCCUAAAUACCAAAAUCAAAUCUACAGAAUCCUCAUCGCCCUUAUGGCUUGUAACUCUCCUAAAGCCCAGCAGCUGGUCCUUCACACCUUACGCACUCUUCAGUCUAAAAAGAAGACGGCCCACCAUAGCAUUGUAGAACCUCUGCUGAAUAUGCUCAGAUCCCUGCACCUGGAGGUCCAGGGAGAAGCUAUUAAUCUAAUCUUAGACCUGAAGUGUUAUGAUGUGAGACCAAUGCUGCUCAGUGGCCUGGUGGCUCUGCUUAGGCCUACUAAAGAAGAAGUAAAGCCACACCAGAUCACAGAAGAGGCUGAGAUGAUCAAGAUGACUGGAUCUCUCCCUGUGUUUGUGCAACAAGCUGCUGCAGCUAAAGCUAUACGGUUGCUGGCUGAGGAAGAUCAAGAACUUUCUCGUGAGUUUCUCUCUCUUGGAGUGAUCCAGUAUCUCCUCUAUGCUAUGGGCAACAGAGAACACACUGAUACACAAAUACAAGCCAGUCUGGCCUUGGAGCACUUUAUCCACUCAUUCCCAGUCAUAGAGGAACAUGUGCAGAGAGUCAUGGGCAGUACACUGUUAACAGCCUUCAUGCACCAACCUGGGAGUUUUUACAUGAAUCUGGAUGAAACACAAGCAGAAAUCCUGCUAACUAACAAAGUGGACAUAACUGAAGUUUUGAAUGGAGGGAACUCUGAAGGCGGACAAGAGGAACAUCUAAAUAAUUUUAAUGAUGAAGACAAAUGAAAAUGUUGAAGACCUUCUGUAAAUGUUUUG